AUGCUACGGCGUCCGCGGGAGCCGAAGCGCACUCGCAAAGCCCGAAAGCGCGGAACGCUUCGAGGAUCGCCUAAUGUUGUCGUAAAAAGCAAUCUCUUCUCAACGCGUGCUCCGCAGACUGGAUGCUCCGAGCAAACCAAGGAAAAGUUCUGGAGCCUGCUCGAUGGAAAAACAGCUGAAGUACCGUUACAAGAAGCCAUUGUUGCCGCCGGUGACCUCAACGUUCACGAGGGUGCUACGAAAGACUGUUAUAGCUGUCAUGGUGGUUUUGGAUAUGGGUCACGUAACAAUGAUGGCGAGCGAAUUCUAGAACAUGCAGAAUCGCAUUAUCUCGCCAUCUCAAGAAAGUAA
This is a messenger RNA of Haemonchus placei, 351 nucleotides long. The record is from the annotation of a GenBank genome assembly. NCBI's taxonomy places the organism in Eukaryota, Metazoa, Nematoda, Chromadorea, Rhabditida, Trichostrongylidae.